AUGUUGGAAUUGGAUUCUCGGCACUAUUGUGCUACCGUACUUCAUUCUGAUUAUCGAACUCUACGUGGCUGCUCAACACAUGAAAAACUGGUGUGUCAUCAAUUUAUUCGUGAACAGCUAAAAAGCAUGCAUCAGCAAUCAAUUAAUAAAGAUGGUGAAUCACAAAAGAAGAAACGAUUAAAAAUUGAUCACUUAUCGAUAUUAGAUGAUUUCAAAGAUGAUCCAGAAGCUAGUGAUUAUGAUGAAUGUAGCGAUGAUGAUGACGUUAAGAGCGUCGAAUAUUCAUUACCAGUCACAAAGUCCGAUGAAUUAAGCAAAUAUUUAUCAAUGAAAAUCGGUAUGAAACAAUAUUCAUCUGAUGUUCUUACAUUCUGGCGAAACAACGCUGAUGAAUUUCCAAAUCUUUCUAGACUAGCUAGACGAAUUCAUUCAAUUCCAGCAACCAGCGCAGGUGCGAAGCGCCAAUUCAGUAUUGCUGGACUCGCGCUCAGUGAGAGACGAAAUAGUUUAGAUCCUGAACAAUUAGAUAACAUUAUAUGUAUCCGUGCAAUGGAAAAAAUGAAGGGGAAGAUAUAG
Molecule: messenger RNA, 576 nt
Organism: Rotaria sp. Silwood2
Lineage: Eukaryota; Metazoa; Rotifera; Eurotatoria; Philodinida; Philodinidae
Source: the annotation of a GenBank genome assembly